Struthio camelus australis is the source of this 684-nucleotide messenger RNA. The record is from the annotation of a RefSeq genome assembly. Lineage: Eukaryota; Metazoa; Chordata; Aves; Struthioniformes; Struthionidae.
AUGAACCUAAGCUUCUUUGAUCAAUUUGCCAGCCCCCAACUAUUAGGAAUCCCACUAAUCCUACUCUCCCUAUUAUUCCCAACUUUACUACUUCCAUCCCCAAACAAUCGUUGAAUCAACAACCGCCUAUCAACCCUCCAACUAUGGUUUCUCCAACUAAUUACUAAACAACUAAUAAUACCCCUAAAUAAAGCAGGCCACAAGUGAGCUCUUAUCCUAACAUCUCUAAUAACCUUCCUCCUCCUUAUCAACCUACUAGGCCUACUACCUUAUACAUUCACCCCAACCACCCAACUAUCUAUAAAUAUAGCACUAGCCUUCCCCCUUUGACUGGCAACUCUCCUAACAGGGCUACGAAACCAGCCAUCCAUCUCCCUGGGCCACCUCCUACCAGAAGGAACCCCAACACCCCUAAUCCCCGCCCUCAUCCUCAUUGAAACUACCAGCCUACUAAUUCGACCAUUAGCCCUAGGCGUACGACUUACAGCCAACCUCACAGCUGGCCAUCUUUUAAUCCAACUCAUCUCUACUGCCACUCUAGCCCUACUGCCCACCAUACCCACCAUCUCUGUCCUAACCGCAACCGUCCUCCUCCUACUAACAAUCCUAGAACUAGCAGUAGCUAUAAUCCAAGCUUAUGUCUUUGUGCUUCUGCUAAGCCUAUACUUACAAGAAAACAUCUAA